AUGCUCACUGUCAACUUAUACAUCGAGACCGUUGAAAGUCAUUGUUAUUCCUUCGAAAUUAUGCUAUCUACAGGUUCGUCGUCGAACGGAUUCUUUCAAUUCGUCUCUUAUCUUCUCUUACUUAUCUGUUGUGUCGUUGUUGUCACAUCCUACAGAAUCGAGCACCGACCAUUUGAAAAUCGAAAUGAACGCGCUGUAACGGAAUGGCGCUUUCGACGUAAUUUUCUAUUUCCAAUUCCUUAUUUUUAUCCGAACGAUGCGAAUGAACAUUUCGGUAGCAAUGAGGAUGUCGAGAACGAAAAUGAUACGAAGAACUAUCGUGUCCGAUAUGCUCCUCAUCUCAUCUACGAUCAAACUAAUUGA
This is a messenger RNA of Adineta ricciae, 363 nucleotides long. NCBI's taxonomy places the organism in Eukaryota, Metazoa, Rotifera, Eurotatoria, Adinetida, Adinetidae. The record is from the annotation of a GenBank genome assembly.